Angiostrongylus costaricensis is the source of this 1689-nucleotide messenger RNA. Lineage: Eukaryota; Metazoa; Nematoda; Chromadorea; Rhabditida; Metastrongylidae. The record is from the annotation of a GenBank genome assembly.
AUGGAUUUGGUAAAAGCGUAUGUCCACAGCGAUGAACAAUUGUCGAGUGAUGACGAUGAUGCCGCUAAUCCUCUAGAAAACUCGUUGCUAUAUUGUACGCAGGUAGCCCCGGACGUUGCGACGAAAAGCAUUCUGAAGCAGAUAGCUAUAGUUGAUCCGAGGACAAAAGAGUUGAAGACCAAUGCUACGUAUGAGCAGUUAUUUCAAUCAGAGGUUGGUCCUACUAAUCCUUUUAAAAGCGACAAUCAGAAAGCUCAGAAGAAUGUCCUUACAGGUUUUGUUGAACCCGCUCAUAUCAAUGAUUUUCAUUUUACUCGAGAGCUUCGAAGUUUCGAUACCCUUGGAUAUGCACGGAAUCCUACUGCUGAUAAAAGUCAUGAGUUUAUUGGAGACAAGGAGGCAGCUGUUAAAAGUCAAGGUGAAUCAUUGUUUGAUUCAAAGAAAACCGGAGGUGAGAAACGGAAACGAUUAGCUAACUUUGAUGCUUCAGAUAUCGAAGGAUAUACAGGGCCAUGGGCUAGAUAUAGCGAUGAGAAAACCAUUGCAAAGCCGGAUCCAGAACUGCAGAAAGAAAUGGAUGAAAUCACCAGAAAGCGGCAGGCCAACAGUCGACGAUUCAAAAGAAAACAGCAACAGCAGAAUGAAAACGCUGAGGAAACUUCUGUUUUGCACCUGAAGGAAGCUCAAGAUUAUCAGGGUCGUUCUUUCCUCGUACCACCGGCUUUCACUGGUGUGAAUUUACGGGCGGAUGCAGCUCCAGAGAAAUGUUUCAUUCCGAAGAAACAAAUCCAUGUAUACAAAGGGCACACCAAAGGUGUUAACUGCAUCCAAUGGUUCCCGAAAAGUGCGCAUCUUUUCCUUUCCUGUUCUAUGGAUACUAAAGUUAAACUUUGGGAAGUUUAUGGAAAACAUCAGGUUGUUCGUACUUAUUCUGGUCACAAGCUUCCCGUACGCGAGGUUGCUUUUAACAAUGAGGGAACAGAGUUCUUAUCUGCUAGUUUUGACAGAUAUAUCAAAUUGUGGGAUACCGAAACAGGACAAGUUAAACAGCGGUUUCACACGGGCCAUAUUCCGUUCUGUGUGAAGUUCCAUCCGGAUGAUGAUAAAAACCACAUGUUUCUUGCUGGUAUGCAGAACAAGAAAAUUGUCCAAUGGGAUUCGCGUAGUGGUGAGAUUGUUCAGGAGUACGACCGACACUUAGGGCCAGUAAACUCUAUUAUAUUCUUCGAUAAGAAUCGAAGAUUUGCCUCAACAUCGGAUGAUAAGUCUAUUCGAAUAUGGGAAUGGGAGAUUCCUGUCGAUACAAAACUAAUACAAAAUGUCGGUCUACACUCUAUUCCGACAAUGAACAAAAGUCCUAACGAAAAGUGGGUGGUCGGUCAGUCGAUGGACAAUCGCAUUGUGUUAUUCCAACUGAUAGACGAGAAACUUCGAUUCGCAAAGAAAAAAGCAUUCAGAGGACAUAACUCCGCAGGAUAUGCUUGCGUGACGGACUUCAGUCCGGAUAUGAGUUAUUUAAUCAGUGGAGAUGCUGACGGGAAGCUAUUCAUUUGGGACUGGAGAACGCAUAAAAUAGUGGCCCGAUGGAAGGCACACGACAACACCUGUAUCUCGGCUCGAUGGCAUCCGAAAGAGAAGAGCAAAAUCCUAACUGCUGGAUGGGAUAGUGUUAUUAAGAUGUGGACGUAG